Vittaforma corneae ATCC 50505 is the source of this 984-nucleotide messenger RNA. Its product is annotated as tRNA pseudouridine synthase A. The transcript has a single exon. Gene Ontology annotation, cellular component: nucleus; cytoplasm. The record is from RefSeq and is a predicted model, not a curated record. Gene Ontology annotation, molecular function: RNA binding; pseudouridine synthase activity. Gene Ontology annotation, biological process: tRNA pseudouridine synthesis; mRNA pseudouridine synthesis. The coding region runs from base 1 to 984 and encodes 327 amino acids. NCBI's taxonomy places the organism in Eukaryota, Fungi, Microsporidia, Nosematidae.
AUGAAAAGCACAUACUACGACUAUCUGAGAUCACUGACUAAAGAACAGCUAAUAGAUCUAAUUUACAAACCGUAUAAAAAACGCGGAGAAUACCCGGCAAUCUCAAAGAGAAAGGUGGCACUGAGGCUGUCUUAUCACGGCGAAAACUACAAGGGGGUUCAACACUACAAGCACUUAAAAUCCGUCCACGACUGUCUGCAAAAUGCGCUGAAAGUAUCCGGAAUAGGAGAUGGCAUAGUGUUCUGCGGAAGAACAGAUGCAGGAGUAAGUGCCAUAAACAUGGUUGUGAGCGUUGAGGUUAACUCAAGACUAGAGAAUCCGAAUCGGUCAUAUCAGAUCAUAGAAAGCGACCAUGAAGAGUAUCCUUAUGAUGUGGCAUUGAACAUGCUGCUUCCAGACGACAUAAGAAUCACGGGAUGGGCACCUGUGCCUGAUAAUUUCAAUGCUAGGUAUGACUGUAUUCAAAGACAUUACAAAUAUUUUUUUGCACUAGGCAGCUUGGAUUUGAAAAAGAUGGAAGAAGCAGUAGAGAAGAUCUGUCAAAUGGAUGACUUUUACCAUUUAAGUACACACUCCAAUCCUAAAGCUAUUUACAAAAGAAAGAUCAGUGAAAUUAAAAUACAUAAAGUAUCAAUGCAAACGAGUCUAGUAAAGAUGGGACUUACGAAUAACGCUGGUGGCAAUAGCUUUAGCUUAGACGAUGAUCUAUACAGUCUUGAUAUCAAAGCAGGGGGAUUUCUUCACAAUAUGGUCAGGAAGAUAUUUUGGGUGGUACAACGCUGCGGAAAAGGUAAUCCUUUUACUUUGAAAAACGUGGAGAUUGCAGACUCAACGCCCCUUGUUUUUGUUGGUGCAAAGUAUAGGGAAGACCUGAACUUUUUGGGAAAUCGAUACAGCGAAGUACAGUUUCAAAGAGAAGCCAGUAUCGCGAAGAUUAGGGCUGCAGUAUCUCAACUUAGAUUGGACACAUAUAAAUUAAAAUAA